Messenger RNA from Cetraspora pellucida, 966 nucleotides. The record is from the annotation of a GenBank genome assembly. Lineage: Eukaryota; Fungi; Glomeromycota; Glomeromycetes; Diversisporales; Gigasporaceae.
AUGAUUAAAAAACAAAAAUAUAACAAAAAAUAUACUACUUCUAAACCUCCUUUAAGAAAUUUUGAAAGAAAUAAUUUAUUUGAAGAUGAGUCACAAGUCAUGAAUGUUGAAAUUACAGAAAAUAAAAGAAAAAGGAUUUCAAGUCAUACUAAUGUGAAGAAAAAAAAUGAAAAUGAAGAACCUAGUUUGAUGGACAGUGACAAUGGUGAUUCACGUUCAUGUUCUUGUAUAUCUAAAAAUAUUCAACCACAAAGUGAACAAGCAUCAAAUGCAUCAUCAAAUGAAUCAUCACCUUCAAUUAGAAGCUAUUUACCUGAAAAUUUUUAUGAUCAAUGCUCGCUAACAUCUACUCUUAUCAAUUUAGCACUAAGCAUGAUAAAUGCAGAUGGUCAAGAGUCUGUAAUUACACGAGGAAAGGUUGAUAGGUUUAACAUGCUUCUAGAAAGUGAUCUUGGAACACUUCAGAUGCACUUGAAAUGUCUUUUUUUUCGUACACGAGUGAUAAACAAGCAAAUUAUUGACAUGCUAAUGAGAUCCUUGUUUCCAGAUGUUCAACAUGCUGGGGCAUCAGAAUGUGCUGCAUUACAGAGAUGGGUUUUUGGAUGUUACCGAGAUUAUAAUGCAUCAUUAAGACAAGAAUGUUCACAAAAUACUGUUAGCCAAGCUUCACUAGUUUUAAUAAAUAGAGACGAUAGUAGUGAAAGUUUACAAGAAAAUUUUUCUGAUAAUGAAAGUUUACAAAAAAAUUUUUUCGAUAGCAAAAGUUUACAAGAAAAUUUUUCCAAUAAUGAAAGCUUACAAGGAAGUUUCUUUGAGAGAAGUCAACAUAAUGACUUCGAAUGCAAUUCUUCUGUAGUUUUAGAUACAUCUAGUGGCAGUGAUCAAUUGUCGAUUAUAGAAGAUAUUGGAUUACAAACAGAAGAAAACUUCAACGAAAUUAUAGUAGAUAGCAGAAUUGAUUUUUAG